Messenger RNA from Coregonus clupeaformis (lake whitefish), 2464 nucleotides. RefSeq names its product DET1 homolog. Gene Ontology annotation, biological process: positive regulation of proteasomal ubiquitin-dependent protein catabolic process; protein ubiquitination. The coding region runs from base 340 to 1995 and encodes 551 amino acids. The record is from RefSeq and is a predicted model, not a curated record. Gene Ontology annotation, molecular function: ubiquitin protein ligase binding; ubiquitin-like ligase-substrate adaptor activity. Gene Ontology annotation, cellular component: cullin-RING ubiquitin ligase complex; nucleus. NCBI's taxonomy places the organism in Eukaryota, Metazoa, Chordata, Actinopteri, Salmoniformes, Salmonidae. The transcript has 6 exons.
UCCACAGUAGAGGAUGCAUCUCUUGCUGCUUACGGCUCUCUGAUCUCUCUUAGCUUGUUUUCUAGCUAGCGAUCUAAUGCUAACAACAUGAAACAGUGUUGAGAAAACACGACAUGUUCAGAAGAAAUGUUCCAAGCUUGCCACACAAUCGUAUUUUAUUGCCUGCCCCAAGACUGUAAGCUAACAAACGUUAUUCCCGCAUUUGUUCAUCUGAUUGUUUUUGUGACUGCAGUGCACUUGUAGCUAGCUAGCAUAACGUUACUGACUUGACAAUUCACAGCAAGCAACAGAGAUUUGUGAUGUAGCUACCAGUUGGUGGGAGUUGGCAACAAUCAAGCUAUGGAAGAUGAUUCCCCGACUCUGAAACCCAGGCGCAUCCAGAACCAGAAUGUGGUCCAUCGACUGGAGCGGCGACGGAUCUUCUCUGGCCGGGCUGCAGCCCACUGGUACCGUGUGCGCUGCUUCCACCAGAACCUUUUCCCCAACUUCACUGUGGUAAAUGUAGAGAAGCCUCCCUGCUUCCUCCGCAAGUUCUCCCCAGAUGGACGCUGCUUCAUAGCCUUCUCCUCUGACCAGACCUCCCUGGAGAUCUAUGAGUACCAGGGCUGUCAGGCAGCUGAGGAUCUGCUGCUUGGGCAGGAUGGGGAAACCCUGGCCAACGGCAAUGACCAGCGCUCCCUCAACAUCCGUGGCCGCCUCUUUGAGCGCUUCUUUUCCCUCCUGCACGUCACUAAUGUGGCCUCCAAUGGAGAGCACCUGAACCGAGAGUGCAGCCUGUUUACUGAUGACUGUCGCUAUGUGAUCGUGGGCUCAGCAGUCUACGUGCCUGAGGAGCCCUCUCCACACUUCUUUGAGGUGUACCGCAACAAUGAGUCUGUGACUCCCAACCCCCGCUCUCCUCUGGAGGACUACUCACUGCACAUCAUUGACCUGCACACUGGGCGGCUUUGUGACACCAGGUCCUUCAAGUGUGACAAGAUCAUCCUCUCGCACAACCAGGGACUUUACCUCUACCGAAACAUACUGGCUGUUCUUUCUGUUCAGCAGCAGACAAUCCAUGUCUUUCAGGUGACAUCAGAGGGGUUGUUUCUGGACGUGCGGACCAUCGGUCGGUUCUGCUACGAGGACGACCUCCUGACUCUGUCUGCGGUGUAUACUGAGGCCCAGGCUGAGGGCCAGCCAGGCUUCUCCCGCCUCUACAAGGAGAAGACCAUCAACUCCCUGAAGCACAGACUACUAGUCUACCUGUGGAGACGGGCUGAGCAGGACGGCAGCGCCACCGCCAAGCGACGCUUCUUCCAGUUCUUUGACCAGCUGAGACAGCUGAGGAUGUGGAAGAUGCAGCUGCUGGAUGAGCACCACCUCUUCAUUAAAUACACCAGCGAGGAUGUGGUCACCCUGCGAGUCACUGACCCCUCCCAGCCCUCAUUCUUUGUAGUGUACAACAUGGUGUCGACAGAGGUGUUGGCGGUCUUUGAGAACACUUCUGACAAACUUCUGGAGCUGUUUGAGAACUUCUGUGACCUGUUCCGGAACGCUACGCUCCACAGCGAAGCUGUUCAGUUCCCCUGCUCAGCCUCCAGCAACAACUUUGCACGGCAGGUCCAGAGAAGGUUCAAAGACACCAUAGUGAAUGCAAAGUACGGCGGUCACACUGAGGCGGUGAGGAGGCUGCUGGGACAGCUACCCAUCAGUGCUCAGUCCUACAGCAGCAGCCCCUACCUGGAUCUUUCCCUCUUCAGUUACGACGACAAGUGGGUAUCUGUGAUGGAGCGGCCCAAAACAUGUGGAGACCACCCCAUCCGAUUUUAUGCUCGGGACUCUGGAUUGCUGAAGUUCAAGAUCCAGGCAGGCCUGCUGGGCCGGCCCAUUAACCAUGCCGUCCGGCGGCUGGUGGCGUUCACAUUCCACCCCUUUGAGCCGUUCGCCAUCUCAGUACAGAGGACCAACGCUGAGUAUGUGGUGAAUUUCCACAUGCGGCAUGUCUGUGUAUGAGAGGAAGGCAGACCUGGAGAACUGUAGAGCAAACAGCGGCCAUUCUGCCUUUUCCUCUCCCCCUAGUGUGAAGAACACAAUAAGACUGGACUGUGGGAGGCACCAGUUGAAGUUGAAAUGGGGAGCUUGGGAUGGGUUGGUAUAGAUUCCUUACAGGACCAAAUAUGUUUAGGCUUUUCCAAAUCACCACAUACUUUUAUGUUUUUGGUCAAAUUUGAUUCUUAUACAUGUAUUUGUAUUUUUUGUUUUAUUUGUAUUUUAUUUCAAUAAGUGAUUUAAUCAUUGAUUGUGAUUUUUUAAAGGUUAUUAUGAAUAUUUUGCUACAGUAAAAGCUAUUUUCCAUAAUAUGCUUCGCUGAGUGGACCUAGUUAUUAGCCUGAUUGCCCCCCUUGUAUAGCCUCCCGAGUGGCGCAGUGGUCGAAGGCACUGCAUCGCAGUGCUAGCUGUGCCACUAGAGAUCCUGGUUCGA